Molecule: messenger RNA, 1053 nt
Organism: Dendronephthya gigantea
Lineage: Eukaryota; Metazoa; Cnidaria; Anthozoa; Malacalcyonacea; Nephtheidae
Product: neuropeptide FF receptor 2-like
Exons: 1
Coding region: 1-1053 (350 amino acids)
Biological process (GO): G protein-coupled receptor signaling pathway
Cellular component (GO): membrane
Molecular function (GO): G protein-coupled receptor activity
Source: RefSeq, a predicted model, not a curated record
AUGAAUGUAACCUCAACAACCAAUAAUACAAGCAACGAAAACAAUAUCGAUGAUCCAGCAGCACAAGCCCGGAUUCCUCUCUUUGUUUCGGCUUUUAUUCCGGCUUUCUUAGUGUCUGAAAUAGGCAAUGCUUUUGUCAUUUACUCGCUUGCCUACCUCAAGCGCGGCGAGCGAACGGCAGUUGAUUGCUACAUUUUAAACCUCGCCAUCGCCGAUUUUCUCAUGACGACCUUGUCGUUGUUCAAUGCUGCAGAGUACUUGAAGAAUGAGUGGGCAUUGGGCGAAGGAAUGUGCAAAAUUCACGGGCACAUGAUGGAAGCAUGCUACACUGCUUCGACGUUCACACUUAUGACUAUUAGCUACAGCCGCAGGAAGAUCGCGAACGAUCCUUUUAAGAUACUGAAUGCAAGGAGAACAUUGAAGCGAGAUAUUGUUCUUACAUGGGCAGCGACGAUUGUGCUGACUUCUCCUCUGUCGUAUGCUUACACGGUGGCAAAGAGAAACGGCAGGUUGCACUGUAGUAACACGAACUUUGAUAAGACGACUCGGCAAAUAUAUUAUCUCCUACAAGCCGUAAUUCUGUUCUUUCUGCCGGUCUCCGUCAUGAUAGCGUCUCAAAGAAAAAUAACGAAAGGCUUAAAGCAACAUUCAACGAUUUACGGCGCUUCGAUGCAACAGAAAAAUGCACACUGGAGAAGAGUUAUGACACACGAAAAAAGAGUUGGCAAGUUUCUUACAUGGAUAUGGGUCGUUUUCGUUUGCUGUUUUGCCCCUCACAUCACGCUGCGUACAAUCCACCAUUUCACAUCGAUAAGACAAAGAAGCGAAAUUUGGAACCAAGUCUUGCACGCUGGUCAAAUGUUGGCCCUUCUUAAUUCUGCGAUUAAUCCAUUCUUGUAUUAUCGGACAACAAACAAGCAGGGUAGUUAUGCCAGUAGAAUUGUUAAAUUAUUUUGCUGCCUUCGACAGAAUACUAGGUCGAAUCUUUUAACAUCAAGCAAGCAAGACAUACGCAUGAGCACUCGUACACCAAGUGGAUCGAUUUUGCACUGA